Messenger RNA from Vespa crabro (European hornet), 5023 nucleotides. Its product is annotated as inactive dipeptidyl peptidase 10. Lineage: Eukaryota; Metazoa; Arthropoda; Insecta; Hymenoptera; Vespidae. The record is from RefSeq and is a predicted model, not a curated record. The transcript has 14 exons. Gene Ontology annotation, molecular function: serine-type peptidase activity; dipeptidyl-peptidase activity. Gene Ontology annotation, biological process: proteolysis. The coding region runs from base 1300 to 3864 and encodes 854 amino acids.
AGAGAGAAAGACUGCGUGCGCAGUAGUAGGGAUUCUGUGUAGAAAGAGAUGGAAAGAGGUAGAUAGAUAGAGAGAGAGAGAGAGAGAGCGUAGGAGCGAGUGAGAGAGGGAGAAAGAGGGAGGAAGCACCAGGAGACCGAGGCUGCGGCGUAGCCUCAGUGCCGGCGCAGUGGCCGGGCCAUCGUGUCCUGUGGCCAGGUUUUCGUGCUCUUCUCUUUCCACUUCUGAUCCUAUUGAUAGUCACACACGUUCCCUGAACCAAGCAUCCUUCUUGGAAAGCUUAUCGCGAGUCUCCUUCGCGAGCCUCCUUCUGCCUGUUUCUUCUUCUCCUCUUCUUUCCCUUCUUCAUCCUAUCCUCCUUCUCCUCUUUGUCAUCCUAUUUCUACUUUCACCCUUCUUCCUAUCCUUUUUUUAUCCCAAAUUUCCCUCGGUUUUUGUCCAUCCUUUCUUAAACCUUUAACCUUUCAUUUUUUAACAUUCCCCUUCCUUCUCUUUCUUUCUUUCUUUCUUUCUUUCUUUCUUUCUUCCUUAAUUUCUUUUUUAUCUUCUCACGUUCCAUUUCUACGUUUACGCGAUAUGCACGCAUAAGUACAGGACAUUCGCAAGGACACACACACGUAUAUCGACCCAGUGCGAUGCCGGACGUGGUCGGUGGUCGUCGCGACGCGAUGUGAACUUCGGUGAAAUAGAGAGAAGGAGGGGGAGAGAGAGAGAGAGAGAGAGAGGGAAGGAAAGAGAGGGAGGACGGAUUCUUUUCCUCUUUGUCGAACCUAAUCUGGUGUGAUUCUGGAAUUUUCUUGUUUGUUCAUUGUGUUCUUCAACGAAUUCUUCAAGCAAGGACGGUGAACAAGCUGCAGGAGAGACUGAGAUAGAUAGAUAGAUAGAUUUAAUUGAGAUAUUACAAUAUCGAAUAGGUACUUGUUGAUAAAGGAUAAUAACUCGUGAAAUAUAGAGUGAAAGAAAAAACGUUUCUUUCUGCCGGGCAACAGCAGCCGGGAGCAUCAGGGUGAAGAGGUGGGAGCCAUGCCGCCCGGGCGAACUUCCCUCGAGGCAGCCAGCAGGAUCGUCGAGCUACCGCCUUCCUGUCCUUCGAGACUACCAGCUGUGGUUUCUGAUCGCCUCCAUUGAGGUGAAAAGCUGUGGAUUGUCGUGGUAGACUCUCGGCCCCAGGAGUGGCCCGGGGGUGGUUACCCUGGGGACCUCGUCGGGGAAAAGAUUGGACUGGAAGGAGGAAGUGGUUGAGGAAGCAAAAAAAGAAGAAGGAGAAGAAGAAAACGAGGAGUGGAGGAGGAGAGCGCUAUGAACGCCAGCGUCAACAUCGAGAGGAACUCCUGGCGGCUGCCUCCCGACGAGACCGUCCAGGUCGCUGAUCCCCGAUCGAAGUCAGCUCAGGAUCUGACGUACGCCGAGGGCGGUCACAAUUGGCGAAGCAUAGUAUUCUCCCUUCUGGUCAUCGGCUUCGUUAUCGCCGGGAUCGUCACUGCUAUUUACCUACUUGGGUACGUUGACGAGCUACUCUAUUGGAGCGGCAGACGUCUUACGUUGGACGAGUGCCUUCGAGAUGACCUGACACCGCACAGGUUACCACCAACUUGGGUAUCCCAUGACAAAUUCGUAUACCAAGCGGAUGACGGUUCCCUCACACUCUUGGACACCAGCAACAACACUGUGUCACUUCUGGUCUCUAAUCACACACUCAGACAGCUGAACGUCCAAGGUUACCAAUGCAGCUCAGAUUUGCGUUAUGUAUUGUUCAAGCACAAUGUCAAGCCGGUAUUCAAAAACACGUUCACCGCACACUACACAGUCUACGACGUCACGAACGAUCAUCACACACCCCUUCAUCUUCAAGCCUCAAAGAAAAAUCCACAAACGAGACUUCAACACGCAACUUGGUUGGGCAAUACGACCGGUCUCGUGAUGAUCUCGGAGAACGAUAUUUAUCUUAGGAUAACUCCAUCAUCGAUGGAGGACACACAACUGACGGAUACCGGUGUUCCUGGUGUUAUAUAUAACGGUGUACCUGAUUGGUUAUAUCAGGAGGAAGUAUUGCCUAGACCGGAAGCCACGUGGCCGAGUCCUGAUGGCACGCAUAUCCUCUUUGCUUCGUUCAACGACACUCAAGUUACAGCUUUGGAAUUCCCUUGGUUUGGUACUCAACCAGGUCAAGAAGGUUCCGCCGCAUCAACCCCACUCGGAGCACCUCGACGUGGCUCUUUUCCACCUUCGAGAUCCAUCAGAUAUCCAACCCCUGGUUCAGCCAAUCCGGAAGUCGAUUUGUGGUUAUUAGAAGUGAACAAUACCAAUAAUUUGACCAACGGAAAUGGAACAUUUAGUCCGUCGGGUAGUACGAAGACAAAACUUAAGCCACCACCUGUCUUGGAUGGACAAGAAUACUAUCUGAUAUCAGCUGGAUGGGUUGGCGGAGACGCUUCCCAAAUUGCAGUCGUGUGGAUGACCAGGUCUCAGAAUUUGUCACUAGUCUCGGCAUGUCGUGCGCCUCUCUGGGAGUGCGAGGAAACCCAUUCAGAGAGGGCACCCGAGGGUCAAUGGUUGGACGCGCAACCGCAUCCAAUUUUCGCUCCUGACGGUGAUAGUUUCCUGCUGCUUGCGGCUGUCCAGGAGGGUGACAAGGAACAUUUCACGCAUAUAAAGCACGUCACGUUAACGCAACAGAGGAUAGCCGUGCUAUCGCACGGUCGUUACGAGGUGAGCGAGAUCCUAGCGUGGGACACCAAAGCUCACCUGGUGUACUAUCUGGGUACGAGAGAACGGAGACCUGGACAGAAGCACCUUUACGUGGUACGCGAUCCGAUUGCCGACGAUCCUCGUCGUUUGGAACCUUUAUGCGUUACUUGCGACCUUGGUGAGGUCCUCUGGAGUAGUAGAUUUUAUUACACAAAUUGCACUCACUUCGGUGCCUCCGUAAGUCCUGCGAUCACCGACGAUACACAGGGUUACUAUGUACUCUAUUGCGAAGGUCCCGGCUUGCCAUUGGCCGGUGUGCAUAUGAUGUCAUCCCAUAAGAUGAUCCGUGUCCUCUAUGACACGCGUAUUCAACGUGCCGAUAAACUCUCGCAGCUGGCGUUACCGACGAGAAGGAGCUUCGAGGUGCCGUUGCCUCAAGGUUGGAAGGCGCAGGUGCAGUUGCUCCUGCCACCUUCCUGGCGAGAGGAGCUGAGGGACGCAGCGUUUCCAGUUUUGGUGGAGGUCAAUGGUCGGCCUGGAAGCGAGGCAGUAACAGAUAAAUUUAGAAUAGACUGGGGUACUUACAUGUCGAGUCAUAACGAUGUGGUUUACGUGAGACUCGAUGUCCGUGGAGCGAGGGGACAGGGAAAAAGGGAUCUUUUCCGGAAGAUCGGAGGCGUUGAAGUUCAGGAUCAGCUGACGGUCCUGAGGCAUCUUUUAAAGACGCACAAAUACUUGGACGUCACUAGAGUUGGCGUUUGGGGUUGGGGUUACGGUGGUUACGUUACUGCCAUGGUACUAGGAAGUCAAGAGAAUGUCUUCAAAUGCGGCGUCGCCGUCAAUCCGAUAGCCGAUUGGCUCUUUUAUAACUCCGCCUUUACGGAACGAGUCCUUGGUGCACCAGCUGAGAACUAUAAGGGUUACGUAGAGGCUGAUUUGACUCAAAGAGCGAGAUUAGUGCCGAGUCAUAGUCUUUAUCUUCUUCAUGGUCUAGCAGACCUAACGGCGCCUUAUACCCAUGGCGUUGCCUUUGCCAAGGCUUUGUCUGAAGCGGGAGUCAUCUUUAGGUAUCAGAGCUAUGCGGACGAAGAUCAUGCCUUAGCAGGUGUGCUCGAACACGCUUAUCGUUCUAUGGAGGACUUUCUCGCCGAGUGCCUCACCUUGGAUGCCUCCUAGUGCCUCAAGCCGAAUACUCCCUUGUUGUCGAUAGUGCGCCUACUUCUAAUAAAUCCCAGGAUGAACAUUUAAAAGCGAUCUAGCCCGCGAAUAGAUCGAGCUGAAAGCUUGGAAAGCUCUCGGAUAUACAGCGCUCGAUCGCACGAAAAGAAGAGAAAUAGGGAAGAGAAAGUCUUUUCUUCGGAGUUUUGAAAAAUAAAAUAAAAGAGAGAGAGAGAGAGAGAGUGAGAGAGAGAGGAGGGAGGAAGAGAAAGUAUGCGAGUAUAGAUGCGUGUGCGAAGAAAGAUAGGCGGACAUUGAGAGUAUCCGUGUUAAUAGUGUAUUCACAAAUAAGUCGUUUACAGAGAUAGAGAUAAAUAGUUCUAGCAAUAGUGAAUAAAAUGUGAGAGUGAGAGCUUAGAAAAAUGGAUUACGCGAUCGUAUAUGUCGAUGUCGAUCUUCUAUUCGGAUCCGAAAGAUUUCUCUCCUCGCGGUAUGAUCCACGGUAAUCGAUAAAAAGAGAAAAAAAAAGAAAAGAAAAGAAAAGAAAAAAAAGAAAGGUCGAAAGUCGAUGUGUUAACGUUAUUACGACAUUAGUAAUAAUGAUUUUCUUAGUCAUUUGAUAUUCCAUAUAUUUUUAUAGUCGAUUAAAUCGCUGCAAGUAUUCCGUUAUCGUAGACGUUGUCUGUGAUACGACGUUACGCAUGUGGUAAAGAACGAAAUAAUAUACAUAUGUAUGUGUAUGUAGAUACAUUACGUACAAGAAACGACGUUGGAACCUGUUUGACAUUUUAUAACAUAUCCGAAUUAUUUCUCGUGAUGUUUCUCUUUAAGACGCUCAUGCUAAAUGCAUAUCCCCGUGUUAUUCUAUAUACUUACGUAAUUCUUUUCUAGCGACGCAAACAUUAUUAUACUUUUCACCGACGAUAAUCCAUUUUUCUUGGUCGACGCGAAGAAAGAAACGAGAUAAAGGUGGUGCAAUCAAAAUAUAUUGCACCUCUACGAGCAAUAUCGUUAAAUAAUGUUAUUAAAUCACUUGCCUGCAUCAGCCUACGAAAUUCCUCUUUGCUACGAAACGAAUUGAGAAAAAAAGAAAAAAAGCAAAAAAAAAAAAAUAAAAAAAAUAAUAUACUUCAAUAUACGUCGCCCAAUUAUUCCUUCUCGAAGCGUGCAAGCAUCA